Rhizophagus irregularis DAOM 181602=DAOM 197198 is the source of this 2308-nucleotide messenger RNA. RefSeq lists its product as uncharacterized. Gene Ontology annotation, biological process: mismatch repair. Gene Ontology annotation, cellular component: MutLalpha complex. Gene Ontology annotation, molecular function: ATP binding; ATP hydrolysis activity; ATP-dependent DNA damage sensor activity. Lineage: Eukaryota; Fungi; Glomeromycota; Glomeromycetes; Glomerales; Glomeraceae. The record is from RefSeq and is a predicted model, not a curated record.
AUCAUUUACACGAAAAAGACGCGCUAACAAUGACUGACAAGACUAAUCCACGUCCUAUUAGAAGAUUAAACGAAACGGUAGUUAAUCGGAUUGCUGCCGGAGAGAUAAUUAAUCGACCUGCAAAUGCGUUAAAGGAGCUGAUUGAAAAUUCUUUGGAUGCUGGUGCUUCAAACAUUCAAAUAACGGUUAAAGACGGGGGGCUUAAAUUACUACAAAUUCUUGACAACGGACAUGGGAUAAGGAAAGAAGAUAUGACUAUUGUUUGUGAACGUUUUACAACGAGCAAAUUAAAGAAUUUCGAAGAUUUGUCAAAUAUUAAUACGUACGGUUUUCGUGGUGAAGCUUUGGCGAGCAUAAGUCACGUGGCACACGUUACAAUUACCACCAAGACAGCCGAUUCUAACUGCGCUUAUAGGGCUUGUUAUUCGGAUGGUAAACUUGUUCCUGCGAAACCUGGUACAAAUGCGGAGCCAAAAGCAUGUGCUGGUAAUACCGGAACACAAAUUACGGCCGAAGAUCUUUUCUAUAAUGUUCCAACACGUAGAAAGGCCCUAAAGAGCCCAAGUGAUGAGUAUAAUAGAAUUUUGGAUGUGGUUAAUCGAUAUGCAAUUCAUAAUUCUGGUGUCAGCUUUACUUGCAAAAAGCAAGGCUCAAACCAAGCAGAAGUAAAUACUUUAUCAAUGUCUUCAGUACUAGACAAUAUCCGUCAAAUAUAUGGCAGUAUAGCUUCUGAAUUGUUGGGAUUGAGUAAAUCUUUUAAAAAGCUCGAGUUUAAGUUGAAUGGAUAUAUCUCCAACGCGAAUUAUAACCUUAAAAAAAUGAUUUUUCUCUUGUUUAUAAAUCACAGAGCUGUAGAAAAUUCUUCACUAAAAAAGGCUAUUGAAAGUAUAUACACGACAUAUUUGCCAAAGAAUACUCAUCCAUUUGCAUAUUUAAGUUUGGAAAUCAACCCACAGAAUGUUGACGUCAAUGUUCAUCCUACAAAACGCGAAGUUCGAUUCUUGAAUGAAGACGAAGUCAUUGCUGCAGUAGGAGAUGCUAUACAAGAAAGUCUCGCCGGUGCGAACAGUUCAAGGACAUUUUUAACACAGACUUUAUUACCGGGAGCUGAAUCUAUUGAAACGAAUACAAAUCUAGCAGAAAAUUCGAUUAAAAAAUCGGGUGUCAAGGUUUUAAAUUACAAGCUUGUUAGGACAGACAGUCGUGUACAAACACUUGAUGACUUUUGUAAUCCAGAUAAUACAUUUAAUAUGCAACCUAAGGACAAUCCAAAAAAAGGGAAUAAUAACUUUCCUAAUAGUUCAAAGAAUAUUGUUAAUAGUAAUGUGGGAUCAUCUAAUUUGAAACGUAAACGUGAGCGUUUCGAUGUUCGAUUAACUAGUAUUUUAACUUUACGUAAACGACUAAAGGAAAUUGAACACAAAGGGCUUACGGAAUUACUUGCAAAUCAUACAUUCGUCGGUUGUGUUGAUGAUUCUUUAACUCUUGCGUUAGUACAGCAUCAAACAAAACUUUAUAUGGUCAAUUACAAUGUUCUCAGUGAAGAAUUAUUUUAUCAAUUGGCACUCUACGGAUUUCAUAAUUUCGGGUUUAUUCAUUUGUCGAUACCUGCUCCAAUACGUGAAUUGACAAUUUUCGCUUUAGAAUCUUGUGAUCAUGAUAAAUCGGAAGAUUUGAAACCGAAUGAAGAAAUUUCCCAGAUAAUUAUUGAUCAAUUAAUCUCGCGGAAAGAAAUGUUGUUAGAGUAUUUUUCAAUGACUAUAACAGAGAAUGGUGAAUUAGCUACUUUACCUUUAAUGCUCAAAGGAUAUGCACCAAAUUUAGAUAAACUUCCAACAUUUUUAUUACGUUUAGGAACAGAGGUUGAUUGGGAAACUGAAACGGGAUGUUUUGAAACUCUCUCUCGCGAACUCGGAUUAUUUUAUGCCCCCGAACCACCAAACUUUUCGAACAUUUCAACAUCUAUUAGCAACAAUCAAGACGAUAAUUCGAUGGAUAUUUGUGAUACGUCUAAUGUAAACAAGGAUAAUUCCUUAUUAUUACCAAAAAGGAAAAGUUCUGAAAAAGAAACAAAUUUGAUUUUUACAGAACAACAAAAAAAAGCUGAAAUUGCAAGAUAUAAAUGGCAAAUUGAACAUUUAAUUUUCCCUACUUUAAAAAGUCAAUUUAUUGCUCCAAAAAGUAUUGCCGAAAACGGACACGUACUUCAAAUAGCUAAUUUACCAGACUUGUAUCGUAUAUUUGAACGUUGUUAGAUUAUACUCUUAAGACGUUUAUUUUGAUUAAUAAAAUUUUCUAUAACACACUA